GCGAGGGGGGCGGCAGGCGGCGAGCACUGCACUCGCAGCAGGGACGUGGUUUGAAAUCCGAUCCUAGUUAAUGUUUUCCCUCCAGAGCCCGGUGCUCAAACUGUUAGUGGGAGUCUGUGAGCCAAGCUUUCACACAGCACCAAACGCCCCGCACUUCACAACAGACCCAGCGGCGCAGCGGAGCAGUUGUGCCCGGACAGCGCAGCGCAGAAGAGCGGAGCUUCUUCCGUAGGACCCCGAGACCCUCUUACGAGCCAAAACUACACUGGUGCUCCUUUAGAUGAUACAGUCCAGUGUGCUUUUGCUACACUUUUCAGCGGUUUAAGGACUGGACAGAGUCGGACAGCUCAAGGCUGUGUGUGAAUACGGCUUCGAAGUUCUUCUCAAACACUGCACUGAGUUCACGUCUGUUUAGAUUUUCUUCACGCCUGGGUUUGGAAACUUCAGUGUAUUUUGAUGAUUUGCCCCCCGAAUGUAAUUCACGAAACAUCUGGAAAGGACCCCGCAGACCAAGCUUUCUCAAAAAGCCAAUAAACCUAUUUUAUUUUGAUCUCGUAAAGGAUUACUGUCAAGAAGGAAUUUGGUGGGGGACGGGCAGCGACAGGACUGUGUUUGUGUGUGUGUGUGUGUGUGUGGCAGCGCUACAUUGACAGCAUGUGUGGAACGGUGGAGGAUGUCUGAGUCUGGUCUCCGUGGUGAGGACACUUGUCCCCGCGUCACUCAGCCCGGGAUGGUCCCGCUCUGUCUCCUUCUGUACCUCACGGCCCUCAUCUUCCCUCCGGUGUACAGUGCCCACCUGCUGUCCCCAGAGCCCACAGAUUGGGUGUCAAGUGAGGUGGAAGUGUUUCUGGAGGACUAUGUGGCUGGAGUCGGGGACACUGUGGAUCUGUCCUGCACACCGCGCGACUUCCUGGUCCCCAUCGUGUGGCAGAAAGACGGUGACGCCGUGUCUCCUAACAACCGUACGCGGGUGGGGCAAAAAGUGCUCCGUAUCAUCAACGUCUCCUAUGAAGACUCGGGGGUGUAUUCCUGUAGACACACCCACAGCAGCACGCUGCUAAGCAACUACACUAUCAGAGUCACCGACUCGCUGUCCUCUGGUGAUGAUGAGGACUAUGAUGAAGAUGAGGACGAUGCAGGUAAUGGAAAUGCUCCAUACUGGACCCGUCCUGACCGGAUGGAGAAGAAACUGUUGGCUGUUCCUGCUGCCAAUACAGUGAAGUUCCGCUGUCCUGCUGCCGGCAACCCCGCUCCCACCAUCCAUUGGCUGAAAAAUGGGAAGGAAUUCAAGGGAGAGCAGAGAAUGGGCGGGAUUAAAUUGAGGCAUCAGCAGUGGAGUUUGGUCAUGGAGAGUGCCGUUCCAUCUGACCGGGGAAACUACACAUGUGUGGUGCAAAACAAAUACGGGAUAAUCAAACACACUUACCAACUCGACGUGCUGGAACGCUCUCCUCACCGGCCCAUCCUACAGGUGGGACUCCCGGCCAAUCAGACGGUGGUGGUGGGCAGUGAUGUCGAGUUCCACUGUAAGGUGUAUAGUGAUGCUCAGCCACACAUCCAGUGGCUCAAACACAUCGAGGUGAAUGGAAGCCAGUAUGGGCCCAAUGGCGUCCCCUAUGUCCACAUUCUUAAGACUGCGGGAAUAAAUACUACGGAUAAAGAGCUGGAGAUUCUCUACCUGACCAAUGUGUCUUUUGAGGAUGCGGGGCAAUACACUUGUCUGGCAGGGAACUCGAUUGGCUAUAACCAUCACUCUGCCUGGCUUACAGUGUUACCAGCGGUAGAGAUGAAGAGAGAGGAUGACUAUGCGGACAUCCUCAUCUACGUGACAGGCUGCGUGCUCUUCAUCCUCACCAUGGUCAUCAUUAUCCUCUGCCAUAUGAGGAUGAACACGCAGAAGACUCUCCCCACACCGCCCGUUCAAAAACUGUCCAAAUUCCCCCUCAAGAGACAGCAGGUGUCCUUGGAAUCUAACUCUUCCAUGAAUUCAAACACCCCGUUGGUCCGGAUUGCCCGCCUGUCAUCCGGUGAUGGGCCCAUGCUGCCCAACGUUUCUGAACUUGAACUGCCCUCUGACCCCAAGUGGGAGUUUCCACGUACUAAACUAACGCUGGGAAAACCAUUGGGAGAGGGUUGCUUUGGGCAGGUAGUGAUGGCUGAAGCCAUUGGGAUUAACAAAGAGAAACCCAACAAACCUCUCACUGUUGCUGUCAAGAUGCUCAAAGAUGACGGUACAGAUAAGGACCUCUCGGACCUUGUGUCUGAAAUGGAAAUGAUGAAGAUGAUUGGAAAACACAAGAACAUCAUCAACUUGCUGGGAGCGUGCACACAAGAUGGUCCUCUGUAUGUGCUGGUGGAAUAUGCCUUUAAAGGAAAUCUUAGGGAAUACUUGCGGGCGAGAAGGCCUCCUGGGAUGGACUACUCGUUUGACACUUGUAAAAUCCCAAAUGAAACUCUGACAUUUAAAGAUCUGGUGUCCUGCGCCUAUCAAGUCGCCAGGGGUAUGGAGUACCUGGCCUCAAAGAAGUGUAUCCAUAGGGAUCUUGCGGCUCGGAAUGUUCUGGUAACCGAGGACAACGUGAUGAAGAUUGCAGACUUCGGCCUGGCUAGAGAUGUGCACAACAUUGACUACUACAAAAAGACCACCAACGGUCGUCUGCCCGUCAAAUGGAUGGCACCAGAAGCACUGUUCGACCGCGUCUACACGCACCAGAGCGAUGUGUGGUCUUACGGAGUGUUGUUGUGGGAGAUUUUCACACUGGGCGGCUCACCGUACCCAGGUAUCCCAGUGGAGGAGCUCUUUAAACUGCUGAAGGAGGGUCAUCGGAUGGACAAACCUGCAAACUGCACUCAUGAACUGUACAUGAUUAUGCGGGAGUGUUGGCACGCUGUUCCUUCACAGAGACCCACGUUCAGACAGCUGGUGGAGGAUCACGACAGGGUUCUUUCCAUGACCUCCACUGAUGAGUAUCUGGACCUGUCGGUGCCGUUCGAACAGUAUUCCCCUACCUGUCCAGACUCCAACAGCACCUGUUCCUCCGGCGACGACUCUGUGUUUGCUCACGACCCUUUACCUGACGAGCCCUGCCUCCCUAAACAUCACCUCCACAGCAAUGGGGUCAUACGAACAUAAGGACCCAGGACAGAAAUGGUGGUUUGUGGGGACCUUCCAGUUCGCUGCACUGGACCAGCAUGUGGCGGCAGUG
Molecule: messenger RNA, 3206 nt
Organism: Sinocyclocheilus anshuiensis
Lineage: Eukaryota; Metazoa; Chordata; Actinopteri; Cypriniformes; Cyprinidae
Gene: fgfr3
Product: fibroblast growth factor receptor 3
Exons: 18
Coding region: 674-3133 (819 amino acids)
Biological process (GO): positive regulation of kinase activity; positive regulation of cell population proliferation; multicellular organism development
Cellular component (GO): signaling receptor complex; plasma membrane
Molecular function (GO): fibroblast growth factor binding; fibroblast growth factor receptor activity; ATP binding
Source: RefSeq, a predicted model, not a curated record